Molecule: messenger RNA, 1374 nt
Organism: Cherax quadricarinatus
Lineage: Eukaryota; Metazoa; Arthropoda; Malacostraca; Decapoda; Parastacidae
Product: baculoviral IAP repeat-containing protein 7
Source: RefSeq, a predicted model, not a curated record
UGCCAUAUUAUACCAUUAUCGUCAUCUGUUAUUCUAUAUUAUCUAGUCAAUCACCAGUCAUAUUCAGAGCAUCAGGGCACCAGUCAAUACAGGUCAGCCAGUCACCAACACAACUGCUGUAUAAUACAAGUACUACAUAUAUUACAAACCAGUGGUGGAAAUAUGGAACAUGAUGGUGUGGGAAUUCGAUCAGCAGCUGAAACAACAUCUGUUAGUACCUUGGAUCUGUCAUCUCUAGAAGCAGAGAAGAGGAAACUAUUGGCCCGUCUAGAGGAGGCACAGGAAGCUCUGACCUGCCGGGUGUGUUUAGACCGGCCAGUGGCAGCCGUGUUCAUGCCCUGUGCCCACCUCAACGCCUGCAGCUCCUGCUCAGCCUCCCUCACCACAUGCCCAAUCUGUCGCUCUCCUAUACACUAUGCUGCUCCUGUCAUUAUAGACUGAACACCCUCUCCUCUGCUAUUUUACCCAACAUUGUAAUACUCAUGGGUAAGUGCUAACUCGUAAGGGAAUACAAUACCUGGGGAAUGGGAGACAGUAAUCAGUUUUAAUCAGAGGAAGAUGGUAAAUCUAAUUGCAGGGAGCAGAAGCCUUUCGUCAGCAUCAGUACACUCUUGAGGGAUUUUUAUGCAACAAAAUCGCAAAACAGUUGAUUCAAAUAUGCUGAAAUAACCACUUAAUAAAUCAAGACCAUUAAUAAUUACAUAACAGGACAAUCACUUAAGAAUUACUGACAUCAUCAUAGACUGAAGAUGUGCUCAAGUCCUCUAUAUUUUCUUUAAGCUCAUCUGCCUAUUAUAUAAUUGUGAUAUUAACCUUCAUGCUUUUAUGGAGUGAGGUAUAGGCGUAGAUAUGAGUUUAGAAGCGAGAGGCAGUGUUUGUAUUAUAUAUUAGUGUAAUUUUUUGUUCGGGCAUGUUUAACAUUCAACUAUAUACAUGUUUUAUAUAUGUUUUUCUGAUACACUAACUUUAUAAUGUAGAGUCCCAGCAAUGGUUUUAAUUGGGCUGUCGAGUGUACGUUGUGUCAUACCCGGGUUAUCAAUCAAUAUAUUCCCGUACUUAAAUAGGUACCUGAACCACAUUCUUUAUUAAAUAGGUGUGUUGUCGCCCUUACAAACUUGCUUGAUCAUAUAUGGUGAGCUGAGUGGCUGCUUGUGUAUUUCACUUGUUAUACACAGUUAAAUCACUCAUUUGUUUUAUAUAAUUUUUUAGGUAAAUAACUGGUGUAUUUUGAGUUUACGUUAAUGGUACAAAUUUGCCAAGUAUGUUUUUAAUGGAUUGCCCAUGGGGUGUGACAUAAUAGAUAAUGGGAGAGUUGAGAAGUAAUCUUGGUAGAGUGUGAGUCAUGUUAGUGUGCUCCAAGGAACGAUCAUGGAA